AUGCUUGAGAACAAAUCUGUUACCUUUGAGAAGGAUAUGGCAAGGGAGGAAGGGCCCACUGCACCUAAUGAGGUGGUGAACAAUGCUGCUGACAUUGACCUCAAUCAAGAUGAGGCAAUGGAUGACAUUGAGCUGGAUGAUAUUGAGGACUUGGACCUGGACCUUGGAGAUGAGCAUCACCAUGGUGAAGCUGAGAACCAUGAUGAAGCACAGAACCAUGGUGAAGCUGAGAACCAUGGUGAAGCUGAGAACCAUGGUGAAGCUGAGAACCAUGGUGAAGCUGAGAACCAUGGUGAAGCUGACAACCUUGGGGAAGAGGAUAACACCGGUGGAAAGGAGGCCACUGGUGAUGAAAAUGACUUCACUGAGGGUGAAGGCAUGACUUAUCCUAUUUCCGAGGAGAUUGUCCAACUCCAGGCUAAGGUGGGAACUCAGAAUAUCACCAUCCUGCAGCAGCAGACGUCCAUUGAUGGACUCAAGAAGCACACUCGGAACCUCGAGGCUAGGCUGAGCAUUACCAUGAAGGAGGUUACUGAGUUCCGUCGUAGCUUGGGCACUAAGAACCAUGAAAUUGAGUGGCUUCAGAAGACUUGCAAUAAUCUGCAAGUAUCAUUCAACAAGCUCAAUGAGCAGGUGACCAAACUUAGGAGGGAGGGUAUCUACGAACCUCCUCCUGGGCGUAGGCCCGCUCCUGCUGCUCAGUCGGUACCCGCUCCGCCCGCACCCCCAGCAGUAGGCGCUGCGACGGCUAUGCAUCAGCCACCUCCAACUGAGACCUCGCCCUUUGGGUCUCUCUCGGCGCCUCUGCCUGAGUUUAACCAUCGCAAGACGGAGGUGCAGCCUUGGCUUGAUCUGGUGAAUGAAACCAUGAUCCUUGCGAAUGUGCGUCCUGAGGCUCGCGUUACUGCAGCCACUCGUGCAUUGGACGAGGUGGCCCGCAGGGCAGUGUAUGGCGCUAAGAAGCAGGCGCAUGGACCAUUUGGGUGGCCGGAGUUUUGCACCGCGCUGAAAGAGGCAUUCAUGGUCAAGAAGUCCGACCUGGAAUUGCGCGGAAGCCUUGAGCAUAUCAAGUGUCAUGACCGUCCGGUGCAGGAAUAUGCGGUCGAGUUGGAGGCCGCAGCAGGCUCGCUCCAGAAGCCCUUGUCUGAGGAGGAGAUGAUGCACCUCUUUAUGAAAGGCCUCCCUGUCAACCUGCAAGAGGCACACAUGAUCGGCGGCAUGACCAAUUGGACGACUUACAAGGAGCUGAAGGAGCAGGUGAUCAAAACUGACACCGUCAUUCGCACAUAUAUCCAUGGUCCUGCAAAGGCGGACCAGCAGCCCCGUGUUGAGGGCUCCGGUGGUCGUGGGAACCGGCCCCAGAACGCCAAUGGCGGAGGCGGUUCGAAUAAGCGACCUUUCCAGCAGCGUGAGCACCAGCCUGGACCACAGGCCAAGAGGGCUAACGGGGGGGGAGGUCAUGGCCCUAACAAGCCGGACUUCUCCAAGAUGUGGUGUCACGGCUGUGGAUUUAUUGGACACAUCCAAAAGCAGUGCCGUAACAAGAACCCAAUCAAGUACUCUGGGAAGCCGAAGCCAGGCGGCGCGGGACCUUCUGGAAAGAAGGAUUUUCAGAAGCCCAACUAG
Molecule: messenger RNA, 1626 nt
Organism: Closterium sp. NIES-65
Lineage: Eukaryota; Viridiplantae; Streptophyta; Zygnematophyceae; Desmidiales; Closteriaceae
Source: the annotation of a GenBank genome assembly